Molecule: messenger RNA, 981 nt
Organism: Dermacentor silvarum
Lineage: Eukaryota; Metazoa; Arthropoda; Arachnida; Ixodida; Ixodidae
Product: estradiol 17-beta-dehydrogenase 8
Exons: 3
Coding region: 198-962 (254 amino acids)
Molecular function (GO): oxidoreductase activity
Source: RefSeq, a predicted model, not a curated record
CACAAAUGCCCUUCACGCGUGCGCCCUAGACAAGCUCAAGUCUCCCAGAACGAAAGAAGGCUUCUUAUCGCUGUGAUACGGAGUGUUGCGGCGGCAGCAGAGAAUACACCGACAAGACGGGAGAUGGCUAGACGAGGCCUGUCGCAUCGCUGUCGCUAUAGUUGAAGCCGGCGCAGUCUGGAGACGAGCACGCGAACAUGUCGGCCGACAAAGAACUCUUGGGACGCCUUGCAGUGGUCACCGGAGGAGGCAGCGGCAUCGGCGAGGCCAUCUGUCACGUGCUGGCCGAGAGAGGUGCCCGUGUAGUGGUAGCGGACAUCAAUUUCGAAGCGGCGGAAAGGGUCGCGAAGUCACUGCCAGAUGACCAGGGCCACCACGCCGUGGAAGUGGACGUGGGCGAGUCGGCGUCCGUCGAGAGGCUGUUCGAGGUGAUUCAGGGGUUCAGUGGCGGUACACCAGUCAGCAUAAUCAUCAACAACGCCGCCAUCGGCUGUGGCUUCGCCUCGAUAGCUGAUGCUAGCGAAGAGGCCUUUGAUCGAAUAAUCAAGACAAAUCUGAAGGGCCCAUUCCUUAUGAGCCGCACAGGCAUCCGCCUAAUGUUGGCAGCUGGGGUGAAAGAAGGAGCCGUGGUCAACGUGUCCAGCAUCACUGCAAAGAGUGGAAUGAAGGGCCUUGCAAGCUACGUGGCAUCGAAAACCGGUAUACUGGGUCUGACCAAGUCAGUGGCACUAGACGUCGCAGGCACGGGUAUCCGCUGCAAUGCAGUGCUUCCAGGUUUCACGGUGACGCCCAUGUCCGACCACCUCACGGCAGAACAGAAGCAGCAACUUACCGCAGGCAUACCGCUCAGUCGUCCAGCCCAAGCACGCGAGGUGGCGCAGGUGGUGGCCUUCCUAUGCGGGCCACACAGCUCGUACAUGGUAGGCUCCGCUGUGGAAGUAGCGGGAGGCGCGAUGAUGUAAUAAAGACUUCACCGACACC